Messenger RNA from Argiope bruennichi, 432 nucleotides. RefSeq lists its product as uncharacterized. The transcript is spliced from 2 exons. The record is from RefSeq and is a predicted model, not a curated record. The coding region runs from base 1 to 432 and encodes 143 amino acids. Gene Ontology annotation, molecular function: nucleic acid binding. NCBI's taxonomy places the organism in Eukaryota, Metazoa, Arthropoda, Arachnida, Araneae, Araneidae.
AUGGUUAGAAAACCAGAUGAAAAGCUGGCAGGCUAUUUAGCUGCAGAAGGUAUUGAGUGGAAAUUUAUUCCACCUAGAUCCCCACACUUUGGCGGUCUUUGGGAGGCAGCUAUAAAGUCAUUUCAAUACCAUCUAAAAAGAGUUGUUAAGGGAAUAAACUUAACUUAUGAAGAGUUCUUAACGGUAAUUGUGCAAAUUGAGGGAAUUUUGAAUUCUCGACCACUUUGCCCCUUGUCAGCUAACGAGGACGAUUUUGAGGUUCUUACUCCUGCACAUUUUUUAAUAAAUAGGUCUUUAACCUCUUUGAAUGAGCCUGAUUUGACAAAUUUAAAAGAAAGUCAUCUCAAGAAAUGGCAAAAGUUUAAAAACCUUUUCACAACAUUAAGAGAAGGAAGACCACAGAUUGUAUUGGCUAAAGAUAUGGCCACAUGA